Molecule: messenger RNA, 384 nt
Organism: Penicillium longicatenatum
Lineage: Eukaryota; Fungi; Ascomycota; Eurotiomycetes; Eurotiales; Aspergillaceae
Product: CTAG/PCC1 family protein
Exons: 2
Coding region: 1-384 (127 amino acids)
Cellular component (GO): EKC/KEOPS complex
Source: RefSeq, a predicted model, not a curated record
AUGGCAGCCACCGCACCGCCGCCAAAGUCCGAAUUUCCAUACUCAUUGGAGAUCUCAAUUCCACUGCCAACUCAACGUCUUGCCUCAUCUGCGCUGCAAACUCUCGAUGUCGAUCCUGAGUUGUCAGCCUUUGUGCGACGCACCUUGACCCUCACAACCCCCGCCCCCGAAGCGGCGACCGAGCCCCAAGAAAAGAAGCAAAAGCAAGAGCCCAACCUGGAUAGCUUGGAUGAGUCGAAGACCGUCCUGCAGGUCAAUUACUACGCCACGACGAACCGCAUGCUCCGAGUCGCCGUCAAUGGAUUCAUGGAGAGUAUGGGUGUUAUUCUGGGCGCGAUGGCCGAGUUAGACGUCGAUGUGCUCGAAGCCGAAUAUGAGGGGUGA